UUUUCACAAACAGCUGGAAGAAGCAAACGGAUUGGGAUAGUAUUAUUUUUCACUUUCUUUAAAAAAUUCAAAUUUGUAAAGAAUGUAAAACGUUAAUCUAUUGUGCUUUGUAGUUUCUAAUUCAAAUAAGUACUACCUGUCAUUAAAAACCUACGAACAUAAUAAUAAAUAUGUUGGAAUUGCCUCGUUUAACUAGAGCGUUGAGGGCGCACACACAACUAGACAAGCCCCGUUGUCUAAAACCCAGUAGCAAUGUGAAAAUAAUUGUCAAAAUUCCUGAUAACCUUCAAAGGUUUAAAACUCUAACAGAUAUUAUCAAUUACAUCAAACAAAAUGAACCGUCACCAGAGACUGUCAUAAACCUCAUAGAACAACUCAAAGAGGCAUGCAAACUCCUCACGGGAGAAGCUUCAAAUGACAUUAUAGAGGAUGCUGCAGUAUUUACUCUAAGAAUGUUCCUAGAUCAUGAUAUUGUUAUGCUCAAACAUCUUUCUCAGCUGAAGCAAAUGUUUGGAAAUGUUGUGUCAUCCACAGCUAAUAAGAUUUGUGUGAUUGUAACAACAAUAUCAAACAUUAUAACAGAUGAUACAAAGGAAUACAUUAAGGCUGAAAUAAAGGAAGUCAAAGAGAAUGUAAAGCUAUGGGGUGAAAACAUACAAUGUCACUACAUCCCAUACAAGCCAGCCAAGAAACCUUUAGCAAAAUUGACCAAAAAACCUGCAACUGCCAGUGCUUUUGUUACAGAUUUCUCUAUGAAAUAUAACAAUCAGGUUACAAACAGAGAAAAUGUAGCUAAAAUAUCACAACCAGUUUCCAAAUUCAGCAAAUUCUGGUUAGAAACAAAAGUAAAAGAUCUUUACGAGAACUCUACUGGCAUAUCAAGUGCAGACAUAUUACAAUCAAUAAUAACUUUGCUUAACUCUGCAAGAAGUAAUGAUGAACUACAGAACGAAAUGUUUGAACUAUUGGGUUUUGAUAAGUUUGAGUUUAUACAAGAAAUGUUACAACAUCGGCAAGAAAUCACUGACAGUUUGAAAGCACCACCGCCACAACCUACUAUAGCAGAAAUUUCUGCGUUGCUGCCUGAAAACAAAAUGCCUCAAUAUCUGUGUCAGGUGUCAGUGCAAUCUGGACAAGAGAAGAUGCUGGCCAAACUUGUAAGAAAGGAAGAAAAGAAAGCCAAGAGCUCAAAGAGAUUAGAUGAGGAUGAACAGGAACCUGAAAUCAACAUUGCUCAUUUGAGAUCUAAGAGAUUAGCUGACCUUUCAAAACCAAUUGUACCAUUUUCUACAUCAAAAUCAAAUGUUGAUCCUAUAUUACAAAAGAUUUCAUACACCCAAACAAAAGUUCAAUAUCCAAAUGUGUAUGACUCUUCGAUAAAUGCUAAAAACUCGGCUGGUUUCGUUUCUGGCCUAAAAUUUAUAUUGCCCGAAAACGCCGUAAGAAAAGACAAUAAGGAGUUUGAGGAAGUUAUAAUACCGAAGAAUGAACAGGCGCCUUUGGAAGUUGGAAAUAAACGCGUACCAAUUUCUUCAUUAGAUGAGAUCGGUCAAAUGGCGUUCGAGAACAUUAAAGAACUCAAUCGGAUACAAUCUGUGGUGUUCCAAACGGCGUACAACACUAAUGAGAACCUCCUGAUUUGCGCGCCAACGGGUGCUGGCAAGACCAACAUAGCUCUGCUUACUGUGGUGCAUCAGAUCAAACAGCACAUUGAGAAUAAUGUUAUAAUGAAGAAUACUUUCAAAAUAAUCUACAUAGCCCCAAUGAAAGCGCUGGCUUCAGAGAUGACGGCAAGUUUCGGCAAGAGACUACGCGGGUUAGGGAUCGUCGUAAAAGAAUUAACCGGAGACAUGAAACUAACGAAAACCGAAAUUCAGCAAACGCAAAUGAUUGUCACAACUCCAGAGAAAUGGGAUAUUGUUACUAGGAAGGGAGCAACGGAUACGGAAUUAGCGUCAAGAGUGAAACUGCUGAUAAUAGACGAAGUGCAUUUAUUACACGGAGACAGAGGUCCGAUAGUCGAGGCAAUAGUCGCAAGAACAUUACGACAAGUUGAGUCCACCCAAAACAUGAUACGGAUAGUUGGACUUUCAGCCACCUUACCCAAUUAUGUCGAUGUUGCCAGAUUCCUACGUGUAAAUCCAAAUGUUGGAUUGUUCUACUUCGACUCUCGUUUCCGUCCAGUACCUCUAGAACAGCAGUUCAUUGGUGUCAAGGAAUUGGGUAGUGGCGGCGGUUCACACUUGAGACUGAUGCAAACAAUGAACGAAAUAUGUUACGACAAAGCCACGGAAAUGGUUCAGAAAGGACAUCAAGUGAUGGUAUUCGUUCAUGCACGGAACGCUACGCACCAAACCGCAUUGAUUCUCAAAGAGUUGGCUCAAAAGAAAGGCCAUCUUAAGCAUUUUGAGCCGGAAGAUUCUGGUGGAUUCCUCAAAGCUAAGAAAAGUAUUAGCAGCAGUCCGAAUAAAAUAUUAGGAGAGCUUUUUGCAGCUGGAUUUGCUUGUCACCAUGCUGGGAUGUUGAGAAGCGAUAGGAAUAUGGUUGAAAAAUAUUUCGCAGAAGGCUACAUCAAAGUAUUGGUUUGUACGUCGACUUUAGCGUGGGGAGUCAACCUUCCGGCGCAUGCAGUUGUGAUAAGGGGUACAGAAAUAUACGACCAAAGCCACGGCACAUUCGUAGACCUCAGCAUAUUGGAUGUGCUGCAAAUAUUCGGGCGCGCGGGCAGGCCUCAGUUCGACACGUCGGGCACCGGGAUCAUAAUCACCACGCACGACAAACUUACACACUACUUGAAGUCUAUGACCAAUCAGUUCCCUAUUGAGAGCAACUUUAUCAAUCUUUUGGCAGACAAUUUGAACGCUGAAGUUGCUCUUGGAACAGUAACAAAUAUAGACGAGGCAGUGGAAUGGUUGAGUUACACCUACCUAUUUGUUAGAAUGAGAAUAAAUCCUCAGGUGUACGGUCUAUCAUACCAAGAAGCGUUAGACGAACCGAUGCUGGAGACGAGGAGGCGCGAGCUGAUCACUAACGCCGCCAUGCAACUAGAUCGCACGCACAUGCUGCGGUACAACGAGCGGACAGGCGACCUUAAUGUCACAGAUCUGGGUAGAACUGCCAGCCAUUAUUACAUAACGUGUGAGACGAUGGAAGUGUUCAACUCUAUGGUCCGCAAGUCUAUGACGCAGGCGUACAUUCUCGAAAUGUUGACCCGAUGUUCAGAUUUUCAACAGCUUAAGAUCAGGAAAGAAGAAUUGACAGAACUAUGGAAUCUGAAAGACCAAUACGGUGAAUUAAGAAUAGACGAUCCGCCAGAAGACAUCCAUUGGAAGAUCAACAUUCUGCUGCAAACAUACCUGUCACGAGGAAGGGUGAACGCGUCCUCUCUGCAAUCUGAUUUGAACUAUAUCAGUCAGAACGCUGUCCGCAUAGUGCGUGCGCUAUUCGAGAUAACACUACGCAAAAACAACGCUUACAUGGCCGGACUUUACCUGAAAAUGGCCAAAAUGAUGGAGCUGCAGCUAUGGGACUUUUACAGUGAUAUGAGGCAAUUCAACUGUUUCCCCAACGAGGUGUUAAAACAUAUAGAAUACCCAAUGCUGAAGCCUGAUCAGAUAAGAGACAUGGAUUGGAAGGAAUUAGGUGAUCUCAUUCGUAACCCCAAAGCAGCAAGACACCUCAAGAAGUGCGCGGAUGAGUUUCCGCUCUUAGAAAUGGAGGCAAGCUUGCAUCCCAUCACUAGGACCGUGUUACGGAUACGACUCACUAUCACUCCUAAUUUUAAAUGGAACGACAAAUAUCACGGAAAAGCGCCAGAGGCAUUUUGGAUUUGGGUAGAGGACCCUGAAUCGGACAUUAUGUAUUAUCACGAGUAUUUCCUCAUUACCAAGAAACAGGUCAUAACAAAAGAACCUCAAGAACUUAUUAUAACUAUUCCAAUAUCUGAACCUUUGCCGCCUCAGUACUACAUAAGGGCUACAUCUGAAAGAUGGGUAGGUUCUGAAAGUGUGCUGGCUUUAACAUUCCAACAUCUGAUUCUACCAGAAACACAUCCUCCACAUACUGAUCUCCUGGAACUUCAGCCGUUGCCAGUCACGGCACUCAACAAUCCGUCCUACGAAAUGCUGUACAACUUCAGCCAUUUCAACCCAAUCCAAACUCAGAUAUUCCACUGUUUGUACCACACUGACAACAAUGUACUGUUGGGAGCACCAACAGGUUCAGGCAAGACCAUUGUAGCGGAAGUGGCCAUGUUUAGAGUAUUCAAUCAAUACCCAGACUGCAAGGUAGUCUACAUUGCACCUCUGAAAGCAUUGGUGAAAGAAAGAAUAAAGGAUUGGAAAGUGAGGCUCCAAGAAAAGCUUGGCAAAAAUGUUGUAGAACUAACAGGUGACGUAUCACCCGAUAUAAAAGCCAUACGCAAUUCUAAAGUGAUCGUAACAACACCCGAGAAAUGGGACGGCAUAAGUCGAUCGUGGCAAACCAGAAACUACGUACGAGACGUCGCCUUGAUCGUUAUCGACGAAAUACAUCUUUUGGGUGAAGACAGAGGACCUGUCUUAGAGGUUAUUGUAUCACGAACAAACUUCAUCGAAUCGCAUACAUCAAGGCGAUUGCGGAUCAUUGGAUUGUCGACUGCUUUGGCUAAUGCAAAGGACCUUGCCAACUGGCUCAACAUAGGGGAGAUGGGGCUCUAUAACUUUAGACCCUCUGUUCGUCCUGUCCCCUUAGAGGUGCACAUAUCAGGACACCCGGGCCGCCACUACUGUCCGCGGAUGAUGUCAAUGAACAAGCCGACGUUCCAGGCCAUCCGACAACACUCGCCGUCCGCGCCCGCGCUCGUCUUCGUAUCUAGUAGACGGCAGACAAGGUUAACAGCACUAGAUUUGAUCGCAUACUUAGCAGCUGAGGAUAACCCUAAACAAUGGCUGCACAUGAAGGAAUCGGAGAUGGAACAAAUCUUGUCAAACAUUCGGGAAUCCAACCUCAAACUCACGUUGGCUUUUGGCAUCGGAAUUCAUCACGCAGGCUUACACGAAAAGGAUCGAACAACCGUUGAAGAACUUUUCAUCAAUCAGAAAAUACAGGUACUAAUUUGCACCGCGACUCUAGCGUGGGGAGUCAACUUCCCCGCUCACUUGGUAGUGAUCAAGGGCACGGAAUAUUUCGACGGCAAACAAAAGAGAUACGUCGACAUGCCCAUCACUGAUGUGUUGCAAAUGAUGGGACGUGCUGGAAGACCGCAGUAUGACAACGAAGGAGUAGCAGUGGUAUUGGUGCACGAUCAAAAGAAGAACUUUUACAAGAAGUUCCUUUACGAGCCAUUCCCGGUGGAAUCCAGUUUGCUUGAAGUACUGGCUGACCAUUUGAAUGCAGAAAUUGUUGCUGGCACAGUGCAAACAAAACAAGACAUCCUAGACUAUAUGACGUGGACCUACUUCUUCAGACGACUACUGAAGAACCCUUCGUACUACAACCUUGAGAGCAUAGAGCCUCAGGACAUAAACCACUAUCUGUCCAAUUUAGUGCAAACUACCCUCGACGCUUUGGGUAAUGCGAACUGUGUGGAGAUUGAAGAGGACCAGCGUAAUAUCCACACCACUUGGAUGGGCCGCAUAGCGUCAUACUACUACCUGUCGCACAAAACUAUGGCGCACUUCAACGCGAACCUGCAGAGCAACCUCACGUUCGACAACUUGCUCCGACUGCUGGCUGACUCGGAGGAGUACGCCACGCUGCCUGUGAGACAUAACGAAGACAUACUCAAUGGUGAGCUGUCCCAACAGUGUCGCUUGCCAGUGGACUCGCUGACGCUGGACUCGUCCAAUGUGAAGGCGUUCCUACUGCUACAAGCGCAUCUGUCGCGUCUCCAGCUGCCCAAUACGGACUACCUCACCGACACCAAGUCUGUCUUGGACCAGACUAUUAGGAUCAUUCAGGCCAUGAUAGACGCAUCAGCGGAACACGGAUGGCUGGCAGUGUGUCUCACCUGUCAGACAUUAAUGCAGAGUAUCGUCCAAGCGCGUUGGCCGACCGACUCACCCUUGACCACCCUGCCACAUAUAGAAUCCCAACAUUUGUACAUAUUCACCAACAUAACCCGGGACACGAAGAGACCUUGCACGGUUCUGAAUGGUCUAAAGGUGGCGUGUACGAAGAAUUACGAGAACAUUGCCAAGUAUAUGAGAAGGGAGUUUGAAGAGCAUCAGAUUGAAGAGAUACAUCAGGCCAUUUGUGACCUGCCCACAUUGGAUCUGAAACUCCACAUCCGAGGCCUGUGGUUCGACAGCGACUGCGAGCUGGACAAACGGGUCAAACAGCCGCCCAGCAGAGACGACUGGUUGCCUUUACAUGCCGACCAGGAAUACACGCUCGUGGUGGACGUCGCGCGGCGCGGCGGCAACGCCAACAACGUCCGCUGCCCACGGUUCCCGCGCAGCAAGAACGAGGGCUGGCUCCUCACGCUCGGCACCACGGAGCACGGCGAGCUGCACGCGCUCAAGCGGGCGCCGGGCAGGGGCCGCACGCACGUCACCUUCUACACGCCUUCUAUACGAGGUCGUAUAAUAUACACGCUGUACAUCAUGAGCGACAGCUACAUGGGCUUGGAUCAGCAAUACGACUUGCAGUUUGAGCUCAUGGACCCGCUGCCUCCGGAGACUGUUGACAGAGUCUAUGACGACACCAAUAAAGUUAUCAUUGAAUGAUAUGUUACCUACUAACUGAUGUUUAAAAUAUUUAUAAAUAAAUUAUUUUUUAUCUAAUUGUUAAA
Messenger RNA from Bicyclus anynana (squinting bush brown), 6772 nucleotides. RefSeq names its product activating signal cointegrator 1 complex subunit 3 (gene obe). Bases 171 to 6707 code for a protein of 2178 amino acids. NCBI's taxonomy places the organism in Eukaryota, Metazoa, Arthropoda, Insecta, Lepidoptera, Nymphalidae. The transcript is spliced from 39 exons. Gene Ontology annotation, molecular function: nucleic acid binding; ATP binding; ATP hydrolysis activity. The record is from RefSeq and is a predicted model, not a curated record.